Paramecium tetraurelia is the source of this 3826-nucleotide messenger RNA. RefSeq lists its product as uncharacterized. The transcript is spliced from 4 exons. The annotation marks the transcript as partial. Lineage: Eukaryota; Ciliophora; Oligohymenophorea; Peniculida; Parameciidae. The record is from RefSeq and is a predicted model, not a curated record. Gene Ontology annotation, molecular function: protein binding.
UUCAAAUUUCAUUUGCUACGAUUGCUCUUAGAAUUGUUUUGAAUGCGAUUCCUUUGGUUGUAAUAAAUGUGCAAAUGGAUCGUUUUUAAAUGAUGGAAGUUGUAGUAAUUAUUGCCCAUACUAUUACAAUGUUGUUUUAAAUAAAUGUGAAUAAUUGUGUCCAGAAGGAACAUUUCUUCAUAUUGAUCAAUGCUCUGCAUCUUGUCCAGCAAAUACAUAUAUAUAUCUUUAAACAUGCAUUGCAGACUGCCCUUUUAAAACUAUUUUAAUAGAUUCUAUUUGCUACUAAUGCCCAGAGAGAUGUUUAGUUUGUAAGAAUUAAUAUGAAUGUCUAAAUUGUGAAGAACCUUAUUAUUAAUAUAAAGGAGAAUGUGUAGUGGCAUGCCCAACAGCACUUCCCUAUUAAAAUAAAAUUUAUUAUGCAUGUUAAUCAGAAUGCUCUCCAAAUACAUACGAAAGAGGGUAUGACUGUGUUAAAGAAUGUGAUUUAAUCAUCUAUUAGAAUAAAUGUUUGAAACAAUGUCCCUAUGGAUAUUAUGGGAGUAUUAUAUGUAAGCCGUGUAAAUUGGAGUGCAAAGCUUGCAAUGACUUUAAUAUCUGCACAGAAUGUUCAGAAAAUUUUUACCUUGAACGUAAUUAAUGCGAUACUUAAUGUACAAGAAUCAAAGAUUUGAAAUAAAAGAAAUGCGUUGAUUCAUGCUCUUCACUUUUAUAUCAAAAUGUGUGCUAUGAAACUUGUCCAAUAAACACAUAUUAAUAUGCAAAUACUUGUCUUCAAAAGUGCUUAGAUGGAUAUUUUGGUUCAACAGAAUUCAAAUGUGAAAAAUGUAGUUCUUAAUGUAUCACAUGCACAUCUUUUAAUUAAUGUAAUAGUUGUAAAAUUGGAUAUUACUUAUAUCAGUAAUAAUGUUUAGAUUAAUGUCCUGGCAAAUUAUUUUCAAAUCCAUCAACCAGUUAAUGCUCAUAAUCAUGUCCAGAUAAAUUAUAUAUCUUUAAUAAUUAAUGCUUGUAUGAAUGUCCAAGUAAUUAUUAUAAUGACACUGAAAAUUAUAAAUGCGUUUCAUCUUGUGGCAAAUAGCAAUAUCUUACAAAAAACAGUUGUUAUCCCUGUUCAUUUGAAUGCGAUUAAUGCACAGCUUAUGGAAAUAAAAAUUGUAUAGCAUGCGCAAAUAAUUAUGUUUUGACUGAAGAUGGUCAUUGUUUUGGAAAAUGCAAAGCUGGUUAUUAUUAAACAUCUAAUUCUUGCGAGCAAUGCUUACAUAAAUGUCUCACUUGUUAGAAUGGCACAGAAUGUAUAUAAUGCAGAGGAAAUAAUAGAGAUUAAAUUGAUUGCUCAUGCCCAAAAGGAUUCUAUGAUGAUUCAUUCUAUGAUAAUUGUUAAAAAUGCCCAUGUGAGGAAUGUACUUCUUAAUCUGAAUGUCUAGUAUGCAAAAAUAAUCUCUAAGUUCCCAACUGUUCAUGUAAUAGAAGACUUAAUCAGGAUUGGUGUAUUACUUGUUAAGUAGCAUCUGUAAAGAUAAAUUAUUCAGAUGAUCUAAAUUCAAUCAUAGUUUAUUUUGGAUAUAUGAUAUCUGUUAAUUUAAUUAACCCUUUCUAACCCUCAAGUUGUUCUUUUUGGUUUACAAAUGCUGAAAUAUUUGGAUAAGAUGCUUAAUGCUAUUUGUCUUGGGACAGAUAUGCGGUUCACAUCUUAUUAGAACCAUACGCUUCUGUUAAUGUUGGAGAUAAAUUGAGUUUCUAAUAAUCUUUUUAUCGAGAUGUAAAUCAAGGUCUUUGUGAUGGAUAAUAUAUUGAGAUAUUUAUUGAUGGUGCUGUGAAGGAACCAUAAGUCUAAACUAAACCUUAUAUACUUUUUGAUGUACCGUCUGUUGUAAGUACUUGUAAGACUAUUGAGAUUAAACAAAUAUUGCUUGAAGGAACUGCAAAGAAGAUCCAAGAGGUGCUAUUUUGGUCUCUUCAUGAAAUGGAUAAUGAAGAUUAUUAUUUGUAAAUGGAUGCAUUCUUAGCAGAUUAAAAAAGUGAGUUCAUCAUUCCAAUAGGUACCCUAGCCUCUAAUGUUACAUAUAUAAUAACAGCAAAAUAUAUGAAUUUCAUAAACAGGGUGAAUUUCACAACCUUCACAUUUACUACACUGCCAGACUUAGUUCCUUAUAUCUUUCUAUAAUAUAAUCCUUUGAUAGUAAGAGUUUAUGUUUUCGAUUGUAAAGUCACAUACUCUGAUUUGAAAAAUGAAUUUAAUUUGACUAUUCAAAUUUCUGAUUCCAAUAAUAAAACUUACCUUUCCAUGCAUCAAUCCAUUAACCCCAUUUAUGAAGUCCCAUUAAAUGAAUCUCUCUUACCUAAAGAAACCCCGUUACUUUUUAUGGCAUCAACUGGAAGCUCUAUCAUUCAUGAAAAGAUUUAUCUAAAAUCGAAAAAUAUUGACAUUUAAUUCCUUUAAAAGAAUAGAUUUAUUGGAUUAGACAAUUAAAUUAAUGCAAGAGCCUUUGAUAGAAAUAUAAAAGAUGAAGUGUUAAGUACUUUAAAUAUUGAAUAUUAAUGGUAGUGUAAUAAUUUAUUCAAUUUAUAACCUUGUAAGACAGAAGAAAAUAAAAUUAUGGAAUUUCCAUCCAGAAGAAUUGCUGAUAUUUAUGCUGAUAGUUAAAAUACUACUUUUGUCUUUUUUGUUAAAGCAUCCAAGGAUAAUAGAUGGACAGUAAAAGAGAAGAAAUUUGUAUUAAAUUAAGAAAUUCCUCAAAAUUCUGUCAAUCUUAAUGAUGAAAUUACUAUUUUAAUUAGAAAUAAUUAAAAGUAUGCUUUCAUUAUGCAAGAAUUCAAAAUCUUGGCUUCUAUCAACAUUAAAAGCCAAACUUUAAAGUUUAGACUCACAGGAUUAACAACUAAUUAUAAUAGUCCUGUGUACAUCUAUCUAGUUCCAGGCAAUGAAUCUAUAGCAUUUUAGCUAAACAAUCCUCCUUCAGAAGUUAAAUUCUUUAUAGAUCCUCUAAUAGGCGAAUCUUUAGAUUACUUUAACUAUUCAAUCCAAAACCUAUAACCUGGAAACAUUUUUAGCAUUUAUUACUAUUUUGAGAAACGUAUUCUCUAAAAUGAUGUAAAUCUAUAAUCCAUAAAUUAUGGUAUUCCUUUGGUGAUUAAUUCACAAGAAUUGGAAGGUUCCUUUUAACUUCCAAAUGGAAUUAUUGAUGAUGCAAUAUCCGUUCUGUGUUAAAUUGAAUCAGCAAAGGGAUCUAUGUUCUAUUUAGUGUGGGAUAUUCAAGUCAAUAGAAAAAAUUAUCAGUAAAACAAAUUGUAUGAAUCCUUCAAUAAUCAAACUAAUUUUUCAAAUUUACAAAGUAUUCACACCAUGACUAAACUAAUGGAAAUUGAAUAAUAAUAAGUCUGCUUGAAACAAUGCUCAGGGGUUGAAUAUUAUUUUGAUGAUUGCAGUGGAACCCUAGAAGACUAUAAUAAUUUUGGCAAUCUUAUUUUAAAUGCUUUACAACAAUUAAUUAAAAAUCCAAUAACAAAUGACGAUGAAUUUAGAUUGUAUAGCUAAUCUUUAUUGCAUUUAUCCACUUUAUAAGAUUUAAAUAAUACAAUUACAAAUUCAGAUAGUCAAUAAAUAUUAGAAUAAUACAUUUAAAAUCUUAAUUAAAGAUUAGAAAAAAUCAACUAAUUUUCAAUUAAUCUUGAAUAUUAGUCAACUGCUUAUCUGAAUUACUCUCAAAUUGAUAUAAGAUCAUUGGAAAAUUAGAAUGAUUUACAUACAGCCUUAAAGAGCACAACUCUGCUGUCUAUGAAUUGCAAAGUCGCUUAAAAACCUUUUUGUCAGCUAUAAUUGAAUUGA